CCUCACGACACUUUGCGCCUUUGCUUGCUGCUGCUUCACUGCUUCCUCUGGACACUGACGACCCGCGGAACACCCAGUGGCUCUAAUAACCCCACCCAUAUUCUACAUGCGCUUCUCGAGCUAGAAGCAGCCUCACGUCGCGCAUCCUACUUUCACCAACUCUGAACGAACUGCACGAAUCAUGGCUCCUACCACCCGGAAUACCGUCGAUCGUAUGGACAAGCCGAGCUCAUACGCCGCCAGCAAGAACAAGCGGCGCAAGUACAAUCGAGACGGCGACGAUGGAGACCGGUACCAGCGGGAGCGAACACCAGAAUUCGAGGAUAAGCUGAGGGAUGCUACCACGCUCUAUGUUGGAAACUUGUCCUUCUACACUACCGAAGAGCAGGUCCAUGAGCUCUUCUCAAAGUGCGGCGAAAUCAAGCGUCUGGUCAUGGGCCUUGAUCGAUUCAAGAAAACACCAUGCGGAUUCUGCUUCGUGGAAUACUACAGUCAUGAGGAUGCGUUGGACUGCAUGAAAUACAUCGGUGGCACCAAGUUGGAUGAGCGGGUCAUCCGUACAGACUUGGAUGAGGGCUUUUCGGAAGGUCGACAAUAUGGGCGUGGCAAGUCUGGCGGUCAGGUUCGCGAUGAAUACCGCGAUGAAUAUGAUCCUGGGCGAGGUGGGUAUGGGAGGGCGCUGGCUGAGGAUCUGGAGGAGUAGGGAGGUUGGGCGUGGCUGUGUGUACAUCAGACUUUUCCAGGAAGUCUUUGGACCAUACUCAGAUCCUAUCCGAUUCAAGCCAUCUGCAUUCAAAAAGGUAGUGGUAGGAUACCCUCUGUAUAACACAGGUAGGAAGUACGGCGUUUUUGGGAAAACUUCUAUAUUUUGGUUCCUCAAGGGCCUCGAAUGCAUCCUAUAAAGCCUUCUAAGGUCUCCGACCCGGUAAUGCUUGCUAUGCAAAGUCUGAAGCUGUCUACCAGAAUCG
Mytilinidion resinicola is the source of this 968-nucleotide messenger RNA. Its product is annotated as nuclear cap-binding protein subunit 2. The coding region runs from base 182 to 703 and encodes 173 amino acids. Gene Ontology annotation, cellular component: nuclear cap binding complex. NCBI's taxonomy places the organism in Eukaryota, Fungi, Ascomycota, Dothideomycetes, Mytilinidiales, Mytilinidiaceae. Gene Ontology annotation, biological process: mRNA cis splicing, via spliceosome. Gene Ontology annotation, molecular function: RNA cap binding. The record is from RefSeq and is a predicted model, not a curated record. The transcript is spliced from 5 exons.